Knipowitschia caucasica is the source of this 627-nucleotide messenger RNA. The record is from the annotation of a GenBank genome assembly. Lineage: Eukaryota; Metazoa; Chordata; Actinopteri; Gobiiformes; Gobiidae.
AUGGAUUCCACGUCGUCUUUUAUUAAAUCUGUAACCAAGAGAGUAUGGUCUCCAACACAGCGGCCCUUUAGGGUCUGCUGUUCCAAAAGGGAGAUCAGGAAAGGAGUCACUGCUGGAACUCUAGAGGAGCUAAAAGAGAGAGUUUGUCAGGCAUUGCUGCUUUCCCUAUCGGCUAUGUCUUUGUCUCUAGUUUGUGAAGAAGAUGGUACAGAGGUGGAUUCAGACGAGUUCCUUAUCACACUGCCAGACAACACCAUGUUUAUGGUGUUAAAACCGGGGCAAAACUGGAAACCUCUUUCUGGAGCUGUGGCUAAAACCCCCAGUAAGCCUCACAAUGGUAAAGACAUUGCUCGUGUUACUUUUGACCUAUACAAGAUGAGCCCGAGGGACAUGUUUGGCUCCCUGAGUGUGAAGGCAACUUUCCAAGGCUUGUAUUCAGUCAGUGCAGAUUUCCAAUGUCUCGGACCAAAGAAAAUUCUUAGAGAGGCUCUCAGGGUUGCAUCGGCUCUACUUCAGGCAGCAGGACAUCUGCUUCUAACCUCUGCUGCAAUGAUUCGUCGCAUCAUUGAAGGGGUUGAGCUUUGGCAGCCACAGAGACGGGGAGAGUACACCGCCACUUGGAACUGA